UGAAGUUAGAAUUUUGCUGAAGCAAUCAAAAUUGAUGAAAAUGUUAAGAGUUGAAUUAAUAUUCAGUUGCUGCAGGGGACAUUAUAUAUUUUGCAUGUAACCCUUACAAUGUGCAUGGAUGCACUUUGACUUAAGUACAAGUAUUAAGAAUACUGAAAGAAUAUCAUCAGAAAGAACUUUCCUCCUAUAUACAAGACUUGGAACCUUUUUGUGUGGGUGGUACUUAAUUAAGUUCAUUCUCUUUUCCAGGUUUGAAUCCCUAUAUGAAGUAUAGUAAAGACACUGAUAAUGAGGAUGGACUCACUUUCCAUUGUGAUAAAUGUUCGAAAGUUUACCUCAAACCUAACCAAUUAAGUAAACAUCGUCUUGAGGAACAUAUGUUAAGGCGCCUUAUCUGUUCUAUAUGUAAAGCUACAUCUAAAAACCAUUACUACUUUGGCCAGCAUCUCUACUUUGUGCAUUAUUAUGAAGGAAAGGGGUACCAUGGAUGUAAGAUAUGUGGAACUCAUUUAAGGCACAAGUCUGCUUUAGAAAAGCACAUGUUGAUCCAUAAGCAAGAGAAACCACAUAUGUGUAGUAAAUGUGGUAGGAACUUCACAUUAGCAGGGACUCUGAAGCAACACGAAGAGACACAUAUGACAGAGGCAGAUAAAACUCUCACAUGUCAUAUUUGUGGUAAAAAGUAUGGACUUAAGAGAAGCUAUCAGCUUCAUGUGAGUAGUCAUAAAAAGAUUCACCAGUGCGCACAUUGUGGCUUGAGGUUUGCACGUAGGGAGCAUAUGAAGCGCCAUAUACAGACACAGCAUUCAAGUGAAGAAAUUGCAGCCAUCGCUAGAGAAAAAGCAAGAAUUCAUUCUCGUAAUCGUAAAUCUAAAGAUAAAAGUGUCUCUAAAAUGGGAGAAUCUAAAUUAUGUACCGGGCCUUCAAAUGACAAUCUCUCAUUGUCCAGUAAUGAAUUAGUUCAAAGUAAAUCCAGGCCUAAUAUAAGUGCUGUAAAGCCCGAUUCAAUUGCAAUGAAGCCUGAAUUGAGCAUCAUACCACCUGAUUCAACUGUAACAAGUCUAGAAUUCCAUCAUAUCAGGCCACAUCUGAUUGAAGCGAAGCCUGGUGUAGAUUUGGAUGGUGCUAGAGGUCACAAUCCUCAAGAAUAUGCAAUUGAAACAAUGAACUGGACCACCACCUUUGCAGCAAAUGACAAUGGAAAUCCCAGAUAUAGUAAACUCUAAAUAUCGGGACACUCAAAACAGUAAUCUAAGUGUUUAGCCUUGCACAUUCAAAUGUUCAACUAGAUUAAGGAAAUGUAUGUUCAUUUGUUUUAUAAUAUAUUACAACACUGAUUAUAUAAACACUUAUGAUAUGUGCUUAAUUGUUUGAGAGUUCUUGUGCUUUAGCAAUACAUUUCUAUUCUGAGUGAGAAAUAAAUUAAGGAGAAAAACAAUGUCUUCACUAUUAUUUGUUGAGCUUCUCUCACUUAAUGAAAAACUAUUUGUGGAAAUUAAGUUCAUAGAUUUUACUUGUGAAACCCUUCGUAGCUGAGUGCAGGGAAUUAAUCUUUCAAGUAAAAACAAUGCUAUAUUAAAACUCAGUGAUGUUUGUUCAUUUCCAUUAAUCAUUUAAAUCGUUGCAUUUGAUUGAAAACUAUAUUUAUUCUGGGGAGCUCUAUCAGUACAAAACUGGUCUUCCU
This is a messenger RNA of Owenia fusiformis, 1684 nucleotides long. NCBI's taxonomy places the organism in Eukaryota, Metazoa, Annelida, Polychaeta, Sabellida, Oweniidae. The record is from the annotation of a GenBank genome assembly.